Vombatus ursinus (common wombat) is the source of this 505-nucleotide messenger RNA. It is a transcript of the gene RPL37A, whose product is annotated as ribosomal protein L37a. The transcript is spliced from 4 exons. Gene Ontology annotation, molecular function: structural constituent of ribosome. Gene Ontology annotation, biological process: translation. Lineage: Eukaryota; Metazoa; Chordata; Mammalia; Diprotodontia; Vombatidae. Gene Ontology annotation, cellular component: ribosome. Bases 14 to 436 code for a protein of 140 amino acids. The record is from RefSeq and is a predicted model, not a curated record.
UCCUGGAGGACUCAUGUUUAGACUUUACCUCCCAACCAUAGAGUUCUUUUGCUAUCUAGCCCCACCCCCACGACUUUCACUUCCGGUCUCAGGCCCUGAAAGCGCGCAUGCGCACUGCCUUCUUUCCUCUCCGAGCUCUGGGCCCGCAACUGGCAACAUGGCUAAACGUACCAAGAAGGUCGGAAUUGUUGGUAAAUAUGGAACACGUUAUGGUGCAUCCCUCAGAAAAAUGGUGAAGAAAAUUGAAAUUAGCCAGCAUGCCAAGUAUACCUGCUCCUUCUGUGGCAAGACCAAAAUGAAGAGACGGGCUGUGGGUAUCUGGCAUUGUGGAUCCUGUAUGAAGACAGUAGCUGGUGGUGCAUGGACCUACAAUACCACCUCUGCAGUCACAGUCAAAUCUGCCAUCAGAAGACUGAAGGAAUUGAAAGACCAGUAAAAUCUUCUUGUCAAAUAUCUGUAGCCCAUAGUCCAACAAUAAAUGUGUUAAUUUAUGGACUAAAAAUCA